GUCCAUCUACAUAUUACUGUCUAAUGUACAAUCUCGUUGCUCUUCUUUGAACAUGUACAGUACAUAGAACUUAUACGUUAUCUUACUUAAGGGGUCAAAUCUUAUGUAUACAAGUUGAAUUAUAAAAUUGGGCCCAUGUAACAUAUGUCCUCAUAUGUUAAAUUCAUGUCGUCAUCCUUAGGAAACUUGUACAUUAGUUUCUGGCAUUUCCCUCUCCAUAUAUGAGUCAUUUCUAAGUUUCUCAUUGACAUUCUUAUAUACCCAGUCAUGGCAGAUGAAAGUGAGAUAAUGAAGCUCGACCUCUUGCCGGAAGAUUGUAUCGUUCAACUUCUCUCCUUCACAUCUCCUUAUGAUGUUUGUCACGCGUCGUUGGUCUCGACUAUGGUUCGUGAUGCAGCCAUAUCAGACUUGUUGUGGGAGAAAUUCUUGCCAUCUGAUUAUCGACAAAUCAUCUCAAGAUUAGUGUUACCAAUUAAUUUUGCAUCAAAGAAAGAGUUGUUUCUCAAGCUCUUUAGCCCUCUUCUCAUCGAUGGUGGUCGCAAGACCUUUUCAAUUGAUAGAAUAUCAAGUAAAAAGUGUUAUAUGUUGAGUGCAAGGGAGCUAUCAAUUGCUUGGUCCACCAAUCCCCUCUACUGGUGCUGGAAACCCCUUCUUCACUCAAGAUUUCCAGAAGGUGUGGAGCUUAUAAUGGUAUGUUGGCUAGAAAUUAAAGGAAAGAUAAAUACUCGAAUGUUGUCUCCGCGUACAACAUAUGGAGCUUACCUCAUUGUCAACCUGGCUGGUCGUGCUUUCGGCUUAGACUCCUUACCAUCUGAGAUAUCUGUCAAAGUAGGAGGAGACCAUGAAUCCAAAGGAAUUGUUUUAAUACGUCGUAACUAUACUAACAGUAGAAAACAAGAAUUGGAAAGGGUUCUAAUGAGACACAGGGCUGAGACAUUGAGAUCAAGAGUUGAUAAUAGAGGAGGGACAGAGCGUGCUUUAUGUGACAGAGGAGAUGGAUGGUUGGAGAUUGAAUUGGGUGAAUUUUAUAGUGAUGGAGUCAAUGAUAAAGAAGUAACAAUGUGCCUUAGAGAGGUCAAAGGUGAGCACCUCAAAGGAGGGCUUAUUGUUGAAGGCAGAAGGCUAAAAAGCCUUAUACGAAAAAGAGAAACAAAAUGCUACGAAACAGAGCAGAGGCCGCCUUGCUGCUCAAUAAUCACGCAGGCAACGGGAAGUUUUAGGUUUCUUUACAAAUCACUAAUUCUUGAGCUCAGGUAUAUAAAAUUCCCUAUUGUCAGAGCAGAGGCCGCCUUGUUGCUUAAUAUACACGCAGGCAACGGGAAGUUCUAGGUUUCUUUAUAAAUCAAUAAUUCUUGAACUCAUGUAUAUAAAAUUACCUAUUGUUAACUGUCCUACAGUAGUAGCAGGUAAGAAUUGAAUAGCUAAUUCCCUUUUAUUUCUGUAUCAACAGUAAGUUCCAUGUUUAGGUGAGAAACUUUAAAAUUAAUUAAAAUGCACUGAUUAUUGUAAAAUCGAUUGUUUGACGGGUAUAAAUUGGACUGGGCCCUACG
Messenger RNA from Nicotiana tabacum (common tobacco), 1550 nucleotides. RefSeq names its product F-box protein PP2-B15. Lineage: Eukaryota; Viridiplantae; Streptophyta; Magnoliopsida; Solanales; Solanaceae. Gene Ontology annotation, molecular function: protein binding. The record is from RefSeq and is a predicted model, not a curated record.